AUGCUCUUUUCAUCCCUCGCCGUUGCUGUCCUCUCGGCGAUGGCCAUGGCCAACCCUGUCCUCGAGAAGCGCGGUGUCUCCAACUGCGCUGCCGAUGGCAGCACCUGUCAAUACACUGGGUGCUGGACCGAGACGACCGGCUCCAGGUGGUGCAGCCCUUCAAACGGCAAUAGCCCCAUGACAUUUUCGGUUAAGAAUGUCCUGUUCGACACCAACAUGGACGUCAAGAAGCGCAUGGUCCUUGGCCAGGGUAUUCCGUCCGCCACCGUGUUCAAGGUUAUUGGCCAGCCCAAGCUGACCACGGGCGCAAAGUACGGCAACGAGGUCAAGGAAGUUAUGGCCAACCUUGCCAGGCUUUCAGCACCGACUGCCAUUGAGAUGAGGAACAUCAUUGGCUGGGGUGUCGAGCUUGGCACUGCCAGCGGCAUUGGUGGUGGUCAGUACUGGGCCGGCGGCGGUCGCGACAAGCAGGGCCAAGUCAAGUUUUCCGAGGCCGAUUGGCCCAAGUGGAACGCCGACACUCGAAUCGGUUUUAUGGCUCACGAAUGUGGCCACGCCAUCUUUGACCGUGGUGGCUACUUGUCCGUCCUCAACCAGAAGCUCAAGGAGCGUGGCAUCGACAACACGGCCACGUACGGCAACAUUGGUGGUAUGGUCAACGAGCCCUUUGCCGGCAUCCUCGCGCACCGCGCGUGGCUGUACAAGCACUAUGACAACCCGGACAAGAAGUCGGACGACUGGAAGCAGCUUGUGUGGGCGCGCGACAUCACCAGCCUCUUUGUCCCCAACACUUUCUACUGGAACAACUACAAGCUCACCUCCAAGGCCAUGGAGGCUCUCCCCAAGCUCGUCGACAUUGGCCUCAAGGACCUCCUGGCCCGCUUCGCCCAAGAGUACGGCCUCCAGAAGGACAAGUAUCUGUUCCUUCCCGCCAACACCCCGCUCUGA
Apiotrichum porosum is the source of this 948-nucleotide messenger RNA. RefSeq lists its product as uncharacterized. Bases 1 to 948 code for a protein of 315 amino acids. The transcript has a single exon. The record is from RefSeq and is a predicted model, not a curated record. NCBI's taxonomy places the organism in Eukaryota, Fungi, Basidiomycota, Tremellomycetes, Trichosporonales, Trichosporonaceae.